Messenger RNA from Numida meleagris (helmeted guineafowl), 1756 nucleotides. RefSeq names its product myelin-oligodendrocyte glycoprotein-like. The coding region runs from base 151 to 1263 and encodes 370 amino acids. Lineage: Eukaryota; Metazoa; Chordata; Aves; Galliformes; Numididae. The transcript is spliced from 27 exons. The record is from RefSeq and is a predicted model, not a curated record.
CCAACUUCCUCCUACUGCACCCUGGAACUGGGCAAAGGUAGGAGAAGCUGGGCGUAGCGGCACGCUUCCUGCAGUUCAGCAUCUCCGUAUCUGUCUCCUUCCUCUCUCUCCUUUCCCCACCUCCUUUCCCCCUCCUCUUCUCCAGCACAGAUGCACUCCGGAUCGGGCUGCAACCACCCAAGGACUGCCCACCCAUGGAGGAGCCUCCUGCCUCAUCUCCUGGCUCUGCUCCUCCUCCGCCUGGGAUCAGCCCAGAGCAGGGGGGUGGCACCGAGGCCCCAUGUCACUGCCAUCGUGGGACAGGAUGCUGUGCUGCGCUGCCACUUGUCCCCUUGCAAGGAUGCACGGAGCUCAGACAUCAGAUGGAUCCUGCAACGGUCCGGUGGGCUUGUGCACCACUACCAAAAUGGAGUGGACCUGGAGCAGAUGGAGGAAUAUAAAGGGAGGACAGAACUGCUCCGGCAUGGUCUCUCUGAUGGAAACCUGGAUUUGCGCAUCACUGCCGUCACCUCCUCCGACAGCGGCUCGUACAUCUGCACUGUGCAGGAUGGUGAUGGCUAUGCAGAUGCUGUGGUGAACCUGGAGGUGUCAGAUCCCUUUUCCCCGAUCAUCCAUUCCUGGGCAGCAGGUCUGGCUGUGGUCCUCACACUUCUGCUUGGGUCAUUUGUCAUCAUUGUUUUUCUGCAUAGGAAGCGAGUGACACAGCGCAGAGAGCUGAAGAGAAAAGGUGCACAGUUGGCUGAACAAAACGCAAGAUCAGAGAGAAGGGAUUUGAAGUUGGAGAAGCAAGCUGCAAAACUGGUGGAACAAACUGAAGCAGUGGAGAAAUGGAAUUCAUUGCUGAAGAAGGACUGUGAAGAGACGGGUUUACGUGUUGCAGACCUGAAGAAAAUAGCUGCAAAACUGAAGGAACGAACUAAAGAGUUGAUUGGAGUAAUUAAAGCAGUGGCAAUACGGAAUUCAGUGUGGAAGACUGAAUUGGAAGAGUUGGCUUUAAGUGCUGCAGAUCUGAAGAUACUAGCUGCAAAACUGGUGGAACAAACUGAAGCAGUGGAGAAGGACAAUUCAGUGUUCAAGGAGCAAGCUGAAGAGAUGUGUUUACGUGCUGCAAACCUGAAUAAGCUAACUGUAGAAUCAUUGAAACGAACCAAAGAUGUGGGUGAGUCUUCUUCCCUGAGCCCAAAAGGAAUAUGGGGUUUCCCAUGGGAUGGCAUGCUGUCUGACCUCAUCACGCAUUGCUUGUUCUUUCUUUUCCAGUGGUAGAAAGUGAAGAAUUGGACAAACAAAUGGAAGAAUCGGAUUGAGAGAUGAACUGCACCUCACAGUGACCACAGGUGUUGAGCUUAGUGCACCACUGAUUGCAGUGGAUAUCAACAUCACGAUAACUCAAGCAAGCAAGGAAAUCGACAAUGCGAACAAGACAAGCCAGUACUUAUGUUGAGUGAGAAUACCUGCAUUUUUGUGAUCCAAAGUUGCCUGAGAGACCACCAAACUGAGGAUGCACGACCUCCAACUCCAAACCACUUACAAGAACGAAACCAUAGAAAGAAAGAAAACGGACAGCGACAGAUUUCCUGGAAAAGGGACGGACAUCUUGAGAAAUAAUGCAAUCAUGCAUCAGGCUUUGUGGAAAUCUAAUGAAUAUGUAAUACUUUUGUAAAUACAAGCAUGCACAUAGAAGCAAAGGUAGAAAACUGCUUUGGGUGUUAACCCUGUUGUCUCUUGCAGUAUAAUAAAGAACACGUGCUGAUGGUAA